UCACAGGGAAAUGUGUCCUUCUCCUGUUCACAUCCUCAAACUGUCCCUGUGACUUUUCUGAGCUCAAGGAGUUAUUUGGCUCUGCCUCAUCCCACUGGAGAGAACUCAAUAGCUGUCACUUUCCAAUUUCGAACAUGGAACCGAGCGGGGCUGUUGCUGAAAAGUCAGUUUCUACACUGGUCAGGGGCUCUUGUCCUUGUUCUUAGUGAUGGAAAACUCAAGCUGAGCCUCUGCCCACCUGGCCAGCCAGUGAGAGCCGUCAUAGCAGGUGAUGGAUUAAAUGAUGGUCAGUGGCAUUCUGUGUCCUUAUCUGCUAAUGGGAAUCAUUUGAGCCUGAAGGUGGACAAUGAUGUAUCCUCUGCUGCCCAUUCGCAGCGUGGGCAGAUUCAUUCUGCUAAUACCUAUUAUUUGGGGGGCUGCUAUCCUGACAACAGCUCUGGCUCUCAAUGUGAAAAUCCCCUGGGAGGGUUUCAGGGCUGCCUGAAGCUUAUCUCCAUUGGCAGCACAGUGGUGGAUCCCAUCUCAAUACAGCAGGGGGCGCUGGGAAACUUCAGCGACCUUCAGAUAGACUCCUGUGGCAUCACAGACAGGUGUUUGCCCAGCUAUUGUGAACACGGGGGUGAAUGUUCCCAGUCCUGGGACACCUUCUCCUGCGACUGCACUCACACUGGCUACGUGGGAGCCACCUGCCAUUCCUCUCUGUAUGAGCGAUCAUGUGAAGCUUACAAGCACAGAGGAAACUCUUCAGGCUUCUACUUCAUAGACUCAGAUGGAAGUGGCCCUCUGGGACCAGCUCUUGUGUACUGCAACAUGACAGACUCUGCAUGGACUUCAGUGCAGCACAAUGGCUCCCACCUGGCCAGAGUCAAAAGCUCUCAUGGAGAAAGCCCACAGCCUGUGAUUUUCAAGUACAUGGCCAGCAUGGACCAACUCCAGGCCCUAAUUGACCAGGCGGACCACUGCCAACAGGAGGUAGCUUUCCACUGCAGGAAGUCAAGGCUUUCAGCUCACCUUGAUGGAACCCCAGUGAGCUGGUGGGUUGGAAGAACCAAUGAAACACACACUUACUGGGGAGGUUCUCUGCCUGAUGCUCAAAAGUGUACUUGUGGAUUAGAGGGGAACUGCAUUGAUUCUCAAUAUCACUGCAACUGUGAUGCUGACCAGGAUGAAUGGACCAGUGACACAGGAGUCCUUUCCCAUAAGGAGCACCUGCCAGUCACUCAGGUUAUGAUGACAGAUGCAGGCCGGCCACACUCUGAAGCAGCUUAUACUCUGGGGCCUCUGCUCUGCCGAGGGGACAAUUCAUUUUGGAAUUCAGCUUCAUUCAAUACUGAGACUUCGUAUCUUCAUUUCCCUACAUUCCGUGGAGAGCUCAGUGCUGAUGUGUCUUUCUUUUUUAAGACAACAGCUUCUUCUGGGGUGUUUGUAGAGAACCUGGGUAUCACAGACUUUAUCAGACUAGAACUGCGCGCUCCCACAGAAGUGACCUUUUCCUUUGAUGUGGGGAAUGGUCCUUGUGAAGUCACAGUACAGUCACCCACUCCCUUUAAUGACAACCGAUGGCAUCACGUGAAGGCAGAAAGAAAUGUUAAAGAAGCAUCUCUCCAAGUGGAUCAGCUCCCUCAAAAGUUUCAACCUGCCCCCACUGGUGGGCACCUCCUCUUGCAGCUCAACAGCCAGCUCUUCAUUGGUGGAACGGCCAGCAGGCAGAGGGGCUUUCUGGGGUGCAUUCGGUUUCUGCAGUUGAACGGGAUGGCUCUGGACCUGGAGGGAAGAGCCAAGGUGACUCCAGGAGUGGAGGCAGGGUGUGCAGGACACUGCAGCAGCUAUGGACACUUGUGUCACAAUGGGGGGAGAUGUCAAGAACGGCACAGAGGAGUGGCUUGCGACUGUACAUCCUCUGCCUAUGAGGGCCCAUUCUGCUCACAUGAGAUUUCUGCCUAUUUUGGAGCUGGUUCCUCCAUAAUCUACAGUUUUCAAGAGCAUCACAAUUACACCUUCAAUGGGAACUCCAGCUCCUUAGCAGCUUUAUUUCAUGAGGAGCUAACACUAACCAGGGAAAUAGUCACCUUGAGCUUCCGAACCACGGGGACUCCCAGCCUGCUGCUGUUUGUAAGCUCUGUCUAUGAGGAGUACCUUUCAGUUAUCCUUGCCUCCAAUGGAAGUUUGCAGAUCAGGUAUAAGCUAGACAGACACAGAGAGCCAGAUGUUUUUAACUUUGAUUUUAAAAACCUGGCUGAUGGGCAACUUCACAAUGUGAAGAUUAACAGAGAAGCUGCAGUGGUCUUUGUAGAGGUUAACCAGAAUGCAAGGAGAAGAGCCACUCUGUCAUCAGGGGUGGAAUUCAAUGCUGUCAAAUCUCUCGUGUUGGGGAUGAUUUUAGAGCCCCCUGGCGCAGACCCCGAUACGCGGCGGGCGGCAGCGCGCGGCUUCACAGGCUGCCUGUCUGCGGUGCGCUUUAGCCAUGCAGCCCCACUGAAGGCGGCGCUGCGCCUUGUCAGACCUGCCGGGGUCACUGUUCAUGGUCAAGUGGCCGCUGGAUCCCGCUGCGCGGUGGGCGCAGGGCCUGGCUCCAGAGCGCGGGAACUCGCUCCCCGGCUCUCAGGUGGUUCAGGUGCGUACCUCCUUGUGCUUGUUCUCUGUGUGUCACUACUGCUAUAUCGCAGAUUUACUUAGUCCUGUUUGUUGAUUCACCUACUUGGUAUCUGGCCUUUCCCUCUCCUGUGUUCUUCCUUUCAAGUUCAUUUCUCCCACUACAAUUGUUUGUUGUUCCGGUGUUUGUGAAUUACUCUCUUCUCUUCGCUCUGUCCUCCCUUUUUCUACUGUAGGCUAUUCUGGACCAACUGAUGAGGGAGAGCCUUUAAUUAAUGCAGACAGAAGUGACUCUGCGGUCAUUGGAGGUAAUGCGGCUGUUAGCAUGAACCAGAAACCAUCUAUAGCAAUCAGCUCAGACUGCUGGGGUCAAUGGCAGGCCUUGUAAAUUUUCCUGAUAUUUCAUGUAACUUACUGAAUUCAGUUCCUCAGUAAAAAGAACUGAUGGUUCCACUGAAGCACACUUUCUGAAGAAUAGGUAAAACAUUAUAGAAUAGUGAGAAGUUUUUAUUUGAAAAUAACUAUCACUGUUAUUUGAUACAGGAGAUGAUAUAUGUUUUAAAAAUAGUGGUUCUAUGGCUCCUUGCAAUUGCCAUUGAGCCUUCAAAUUGUUAUAUAACACCAAAGACAGGAAUAAGAAGUAUAGUUUUAUAUUUUUAUGUUUGAAAAAUAACAAUUUGUAUUGUUUAGGUGCUUCAAGCAGUAUGAUUUUUGCUUUUAAUUUUAUUUUUAAAUGUUUUGGGGCUAAUGGAAUAAGAGUUCCAAGGUUAUUUAGAAUUGAAGAAGUGACAGUAUAAACAACAUAGUGACUAACACAGAAUUUAUUAAGUUCUAACUCAAAAAACGAAUGUGCAAUUCUCCCUUCUUACAGUUCAAAGAAUUUUUAAAUUCUUGUGUGUGUGUUGGAAGGGGAGUGUUGGGAAUGGGCAGGUCUUGGCACAUGGAAGGCAGGUACUAUUCCACCGAGCUAUCCCAUUUUAAUUGUUUGGAUUCUAUUGAAAUGUGAGUCUAUUGCACACUCUGCUUAGUGAGUAGGAAGUAAACUAUAAUCUAUUCCUUUGCUUUGUCAAAUAAGGUUCAUAACUCAGAGAGCUGGGUGACACCACUUGGUCUCCAUUGCUCAUAUGGGCUGCACAUCAGCUUACAUGGGGUCUGUGUAGUUUAUCUGUAUUCAUCUAGAUGUCAGAGAAUUAGAAGAGUACUCAGACACUUUAAAAAUCUCUGUAAAGAUAUUAAUAUUUCCACCCCUAUCUCAACUACUUUUAUUUUUGUAAUGAUUGAAGUAUGAGGAACUUAUUUAAUAUAACCUCCAUUUUCAAUUCCAAGAACAAAAAAAAAUCCCAUAAAUAUUUUUUAUCAUUUAUAUCUAAAAGAAAUGCUUUAUAUUAGAAUUUAAAUACUACUCCCAAAUCAUUUCUAAUUUAUUUUAAUGAAAAGUAUCCAUUCUAAUGCAAGCUAGUUUAAAAUAAAUGUGUUCUAUAUUUUCAAAGUAGGAAUCCAAGUCAAAAUACUUGCAAACUUGGUGCCUUUUAUUUAAAAGAGCAAAGUGAAUUUUCAUUCUGAUGAUAGCACAAAAUACCAGGCCUUUGGAUCUUUAGAGCUUUUGCCUAAAUAUCAUUGGCAAAAUUUCAAAGUAAAUAAGUUAUACCAGUGUGCUUCCC
Messenger RNA from Marmota monax (woodchuck), 4253 nucleotides. Its product is annotated as contactin-associated protein-like 3. The record is from RefSeq and is a predicted model, not a curated record. The transcript is spliced from 16 exons. The annotation marks the transcript as partial. Lineage: Eukaryota; Metazoa; Chordata; Mammalia; Rodentia; Sciuridae.